CGGAAGUGUUGUGAAAACCAAAUGUAACGUUUCUUUUGAUGGUUUAUAACUCGGGUUGGGGCUGUUAAUUUGGACAUUUAGCACGUAUAUCUAAUUUUUAAAAUGUUAAGACUUUUAAAAUUAAGGGAAAUUGGUGCUGACAACCCCUUAAUUUUGUAUCGUGCUGAAACAACGCGGCGAUUGUUCGGUUUGGAACUGAGCAAAUACACAGACUGUGAAAGAGUGCAUAAAAGUCCAAUUGGGACAUUAGAUAUUGAUCUCGCUGAAGGAAGAUAUCUUCUUUCUGGAGCAACUAAUGGAACUGUUGCCAUUCAUGAUCUGGAGGAUUUCUCAGGUGACUUCCGACAUAUAUACAAGCAUGUUUGUGGGGUGAACCGAGAUAACCGUCAUGCUCACAAACAUAGUGUUACAACUGUUCAGUGGUAUCCACUGGAUACAGGACUUUUCACAACCAGUGGGACAGACAAAGUACUGAAAAUAUGGGACACAAAUAGACUAAUUCCAGCUGACAAAUAUCGAUUUGACACCAUUAUUUAUUCUCAUCAUCUGUCGCCAAUAGCAACAAAACAUACACUGUUAGCAGUUGGUUGUGAGGGCUCUACACUGAAGCUUGUUGAUCUCAGAGCCGGCUCAUCAACUCACAUGCUUAAAGGACACAAAUCAUCCAUCUUCUGUGUUAAGUGGUCAACGAAGGAUGAAUUUAUAUUAGCUUCGGGCAGUGCUGACAAUCGUGUCAUGUUAUGGGAUAUACGGAAGGCAAAGGGAAGUCUGAUGUCUCUUGACCAACAUAAUAAACAGUCAUCCUCGGGUACCAAAGAAGCAUGUACUGCACACAAUGGACAUGUAAACGGAAUGUGUUUUACCUCAGAUGGUCUCUUUUUAUUAACCUUUGGAACUGAUGACACCCUUCGUUUAUGGAAUACCUCUACUGGAAAAAACACUAUGGUCAAUUACGGCUCCAUCAGAAAUGAUAGUAGAAAGAACGUCCAGAUAGCUAUUUCACAAAACGGCUGUCCAGAUGUUGUUAUUGUGCCAAAUGAGACUAACAUAGAGAUUCUAGAACUUCAUUCGGGGAUGACAAUCAAUACGCUAAGAGGACACUACAGUCAGGUGAACAGUUGUGUGUACCAUCGCGACAGACACGAAGUGUACAGUGGUAGCAAUGACAGAAACAUUCUCAUCUGGGUUCCAGAGACUGCUACAGAUUAUGAUGAAUAUCUGAAAUCUGAGACCCAAAGCAAAAGCAGGAACAAGUUUGUCAGCAGAAUAGCAGCCACGGCAGAUUCUUGGAGUAGUGAAGAAGAUUAAAAUAAAAUGUUUAUAAAAA
This is a messenger RNA of Gigantopelta aegis, 1327 nucleotides long. RefSeq names its product DNA excision repair protein ERCC-8-like. Gene Ontology annotation, cellular component: Cul4A-RING E3 ubiquitin ligase complex; nucleotide-excision repair complex. The transcript has 5 exons. Gene Ontology annotation, biological process: protein polyubiquitination; transcription-coupled nucleotide-excision repair; proteasome-mediated ubiquitin-dependent protein catabolic process. NCBI's taxonomy places the organism in Eukaryota, Metazoa, Mollusca, Gastropoda, Neomphalida, Peltospiridae. Gene Ontology annotation, molecular function: protein binding. The record is from RefSeq and is a predicted model, not a curated record. Bases 103 to 1308 code for a protein of 401 amino acids.